Prunus armeniaca (apricot) is the source of this 183-nucleotide messenger RNA. The record is from the annotation of a GenBank genome assembly. Lineage: Eukaryota; Viridiplantae; Streptophyta; Magnoliopsida; Rosales; Rosaceae.
AUGUUUGAGAGGAAAGACUUCAGAAGUCUUUUAUGCUUGUUCAAACUUAUAGACGAAGAUGAGAUGCACUACAAAUACAAAGUGAGUGAGCGGGUAAAUCCGGGGGUGACACGGAUGAAGGAGCUUAUGCAUGAUAAAGAUGCCGAUAAAGCUUAUUGCAGCUGCAAAGGUUUUGAAUUUUAG